UAGGCUCCAUGCCCGGUGUCCUCGAACACAUACGCCUACCCUGGAGAAGGCCUGCCAGCUGACGUUACGGCCUCGCUGGCUUCAUAUGCGCAGGCGCUACGCCGCGCGCGCCUCACCCCAGGCGCGGGCAGGCACUUUCUCCGCGGCAGCUGCCGUUUCUCGACACUCCUGCCACCCAGGGAUCUCUUGCCACCCAGGGAGCGCUGGAGCGUUGGAGACCACUGGACCGGCGUGCCUGUCGUGCCGUGGUCGGUGGUACCGGCUGAGGUCGGCGGCGUUCGCUGUGGUUAAUCGUCGAUGGCACCUACUGCGGUCGACGGUACCUCGGACUACCUUACCUAACCGCGACAGCUCCUUACUGAUGUACUCCUAUGCACUGUACACUAUGCAGCAAUAAUGUGGUACGAGCGGGCUUAUGUAGAAGCCGGUUCGACGAGGCUCGGGAGCCUUUUAUUUAGCUUGAUAUACGGGUUGUGUGGAUGGAUCGCGGUGUUUGUCGUGUGCAAUACGGUGGUAAGUACGGG
Molecule: messenger RNA, 524 nt
Organism: Schizophyllum commune H4-8
Lineage: Eukaryota; Fungi; Basidiomycota; Agaricomycetes; Agaricales; Schizophyllaceae
Exons: 1
Coding region: 86-397 (103 amino acids)
Source: RefSeq, a predicted model, not a curated record